Molecule: messenger RNA, 1758 nt
Organism: Gopherus evgoodei (Goodes thornscrub tortoise)
Lineage: Eukaryota; Metazoa; Chordata; Testudines; Testudinidae
Product: protein ZBED8-like
Source: RefSeq, a predicted model, not a curated record
AUGGCCACGAUUAAGAAAAGGAAGUACGAUGAAGACUACAUUAAAUAUAGUUUCACCAUCAUGGAAACAAACAAGAUUGAUCAUCCUCAAUGCAUAGUAUGCCACUCACUUCUCAACAAUGAUGCCUUGAGACCUAGUCAUCUUGAGUGACAAAAGAACCACAGUGCUUUGAAAGACAAACCAAAAGAGUUUUUUGCUGAUAAACUUCAAAACUUAAAAUGCAUGAAGCUGGACAGUACUGGAGCUUUUUAUCAAGUGUCAGCCAAAGUGUAUACAUCUUAUGAACAGUUGUUGCCCAUCACUAAAGCCAAGAAAGUGCACAUUAUAGGAGAAACUCUCAUGAAGCCUUGCUUGUUAAAAGCAGCUGAUACCGUGCUUGGUGCUAAAACAGAAAAAAAAAAAUCAGAAAUUUCGCUUUCUGACAAUUCUGUGAAACUUUGCAUUGAUGACAUGGCAAAAGAUCUAAAACUUCAAAUUGUGGAGGCAGUGAAAGCUUCUCCUUUCUUUGCAAUUCAGUGCGACAAUAGCAUUGAUGUAGCACAAUACUGUCAGUUUCUCAUCUACAUUCGAUUCAUUAAUGACGGAAUUGUAAAAGAAGAAUUGCUUUUUUUGAAGGAAUUGAUGAUCACAUCAAAGGCUUCUGAUGUUAUGAAAACCGUUUCUGACUUUUUUUUUGAAAAUGGACUUUCAUGGGAAAAACUGGUUGGUGUCUGCACAGAUGGUGGUCCAGAAAUGCUUGGCUCUCACUCUGGAUUUGUGACAUGGGUGAAGAAAAAAAAUCCAGUUGUAACGAUGACUCACUGUAUCAUACACAGACAAGUCUUGGUUGCUAAAACCCUUCCAGAUGACUUAUGUGACUCAUUGAAUUUGGCCAUCAAAGUUGUCAAGUUUGUGAAGAACAGAGCUUUAAAUACGACACUUGUUGCAGCUCUGUGUGUGGAUUUGGGAGCGAAUCACAAAAUUAUUUUGUUUCACAUAGAGGUACAAUGGCUUUCCAAAGGGAACAUACUUUUGAGAUUAUUCAAACUGAAAGACGAAGUGGAAAUUUUCCUCAAGCAACAGAAAAAACAAGAGUUAUAUCGUGCGUUCACAAACCAAAUGUUUCAACUUCCAUUGGCAUACCUCGUGGACAUUUUUGAAUCUUUGAACAAUCUCAAUUUGAAGCUGCAAGGAAACAAUGCUGCAAACACUAUAGCGCACCAUGAUGCCAUCAAAGCAUUUACAGAAAAAAUAAAGAUUUGGAAAUGUCGAAUGCAAGCUCAGCUGCCUAACUUUUUGUCUUUUCUAACAUUUUCAUCACUCACUGACCUUUGUAAAGAGAAUCUGAAGAACAAAAUUUUGUUUCAUCUGGACUGCCUUGCUAAUGAAUUCACCCGCUAUUUUCCAGACAACUUUUCUUGCAACCCCAUUCAUAAAUUAGCACAUAAUCCAUUCAGCAUUGAUGUUGAUUCAUUGCCAGAAGUAUUGCAAGAACAAGCACUAGAAAUGAAAUAUGAUUCAAGGGUGACAGAUAUUUUCAAAAACUUAAGCCUGGAGGAAUUUUGGAUAAAAUAUUUCUCGAUUUACCCGGAAGAUGGAGAAGUGCUACGUAUUAUUCUUCCAUUUUCAUCAAAGUACCUCUCUGAAAAAAACUUUUCAAGUUUAGUUAUAAUAAAAACAAAACUGGAUGUCAAAAACGAUUUGAGUUGCGCACUUUCAUUUUUCAAACCUAGGAUUUCCCAACUCAUGAAGAAAAUGCAGCAACAUCCUUCACAUUAA